GCUUGUCAUAGAAAAAACACCAACAAAAGCCACACUGUUUCUUGCCUUUCUCUCUCUCUCUCUCUCUCUCUCUCUCACACACACACACACACACACACACAAACACAAAUCACUGUGUUGAAGACGCUCCAGUUAAUGGCAGACGAGGAGAAGCAUCACCCCGAAAUCGGGCCCCAGAUGGACGUAGACGAAGGAGGGGAUGACCAAGACGAAGAAGACGAUGAAGUUUUCUACGAGGGAAUCGAAGCCCCAAAGUUCGUCGACUUCUCCACUCCUGACCACUACCGCCCCGAUGAUCGUUACUGGUUCUGUCUCCGUGUUGGCUGCGACCAAAAACACGAAGAAGAAAUGGACUCUGAGAAAAUCUACAAGGAUUUUGUUCUCCGAGUAAUGGCUGCUAGAAGCCCCAAUGUGAGACUUCAGAAAGCACUAAGCAGACAUGCUGCAGGCAAGAACAUAAAGUGCCCACUAACAGUGCCAGCAAAAGCUUCAAAGUCUAGACUCUCAAAGUUAGCUGCUGUUUCAAACAUUUCUCGUAAACUGAUUGAAGACAAAGAGAAGGUCAGCUAUCCAUCAAAGCCCACUUCAACUCCUAAAAUCAGAGGAAAGCAAGUUGCUUCCAAGUAUCUUACUACCCCUAGGAACAAAAAGUGUAUCCCAAAUCCAAAUUCCUUUCGUAGUGUGCAAAAUCCAAAACCUGCAGCACUUGCUGUUCCAAAGAAUAGAACUAUAGCAAAGGCUUUGGUCUUCCAAUCCCCAAAGAAAGCCAUCAGUUUGAAGAAAUCAGUGGAAACUCCCUUAACCAAAUUAUGUCAAGGAAUCAAGAAGCUAGAGAUAACAGAUCAAAAGAAGCGUCUACUAGAUUACUCCGGAAAAUCAAAGGAUACGAAACCUAAUCACAGAGAUCCUUCGAGGAACAGAAAUUCUCAGAAGGACAAAAACAAGACCCACAAGAAUAGCGGAAAGUCUCAAACUCGAAUACCAAGGGAAGCCAGACCUGUGCACUCAACUAACAUUCAGAGCCAAUCUAAAUUGGAAAAGAAGUGCCACUCCAAGAACAUGGCAGAAAAUGAAUGCAGCAAGGCAGAGGUUGAUUUAACAUUGAGAGACAGUAACAAAGACAACCAUAAUGAUUCUACACAGCCAGAAGCUAAUGUAUGCACAGCAGAUGCCAUGACAGAUGAAUUGAACUGCGAUGCUGAUCAGAAAGAUUUGGUGGGAAAUGACCUUCCACAAAGACAAUUACCAAGAGGAGGGGAUCAUGAUAGUACUGUUGGAAAUGGCACUGAAUUGAACUCUAUGGACCAUUCUAUUUGUUUCCAGACUGCAGAAGGGGCAGGACAUCACCAUAAUGAAGGCGUGGACAGUGAUGACAAAGAGAAUGUUUCCGUCCCUUAUGAGAACAGAAGUCUCACCAACAAUAUAAAUCAGGCUGGACAAAUAGUUCUUGGUGUGCAGAAGAUGCCAAAAGUCAUUAAGACGAUUGCUCAACCAGCGGCCAAGAAUCUUAACCCUCUUUCCACAAAUGCUGGUGCUUCAGGGAUGAAGCCCAAGAAGCCAAAGCCUACAAAUCCUAAACCUUUCAGGCUAAGAACUGAUGAAAGGGGAAUUCUAAGGGAAGCUGAUCUACAGAGAAAAAAACAGGGCAAUGUUGAAGAUCCUGACACUGAAAAUAGAUGCUCUGAAGAUAAUCCUGAAGGCAAUGAGAGAGAUUCAAAGGGCUUGCGAAAUGUUUUUACUGAGAGUGGGAUAAAAAUCAAGACUUCAGACGGGAAAGUGAGAUUGAGGAAAUCCAGUAUAACACCAGAGAGAUCUAAUGUUGCACAAGCCAAAACUACCAACUUAAGAAAUACUAAAUCUCCCAUGGGUUCAUGUUUGAGACAAGGGCAACUCAUGGUAAUACAAGAAGCAUCAGCUGAUAUUUCCAAGCCAAAUAAAGUAGGGAAGCUUCAUGAAAACGGUUCAGCAGCCCUUCCCCGAGCUAAAGCAUUGACGCCUUCCAGAGUGUUAUCUCGUGAAAGAAGGCCUCUGACAAUCCCAAAGGAGCCACACUUCCACAGCACUCACCGGCCCAAAAGUUGCACAAGAAACUUGGCGGAACAAGUGCCCUUGUAAAGGAUUCAAUUAAUUUUUUGAGUUGUGUGUAUGUACUUCAAAUGGUUCAUUUGAGAAAAACAUUAAGUUUUGAGCUGUGUAAUGCACAAAAGUUGCAGAAGAAACUUAGCAUAACAAGCCCCUUGUAAUAUUCAAAGUUAAUUGAAUUGAUUCUUGAGUUGUGUAUGUA
This is a messenger RNA of Capsicum annuum, 2284 nucleotides long. RefSeq lists its product as uncharacterized. NCBI's taxonomy places the organism in Eukaryota, Viridiplantae, Streptophyta, Magnoliopsida, Solanales, Solanaceae. The transcript has 9 exons. The record is from RefSeq and is a predicted model, not a curated record. Bases 136 to 2115 code for a protein of 659 amino acids.